CCACCGUACAUACAUACCCAAGCUUUCCCCUAGGCGCGCCGUGUAGUGUACCGGUGUAUGAGGAAAGAACAGUGAUUCAAAUAAAUCCCCUUCCGAGUUCUACCGCUCUGCCAAUUUGUCGUUACAGGACUGGAAAACGGAGAUAUCAAAAACUGCGCUGUAAUGGAGUUUUCAACUUGCCCUAUUUGUAAUCUAAGUUUACCUUCAAUCGAACUCCAGAGACAUGCGAAUGACCAUUUCACUGAGGAAGAUUAUGCUACGGAUUUCGAAUUGGCGCAGCAAAUUGCGCUUUUCCCGCCAUCUCCACCCCGAAUUACAGGAGAUUCCUUGAAAUGCACACUUAGUUCAUUGGAUACCCCACAGUCCAGUUCGUAUACAUGUGAUGCUAAGAUAACUGGGUACGAAGUGCUCAAUCACGAUGAAAAACAUGCUUCAUUAGUCCACCCUAAGAAUAUGGAGAAAUUCUACAAAGUCGAAGGCAAAUUGAUGACAUUGCUGAAAAAAUGCCUUGAAACAGAACCUGGAGACACUCUAAGCAUACUGUGCGGGCAUAUUGAUCAUUUUGAAAGCAUUAAGUCUUGGGACGGUGGCUGGGGAUGUGGUUGGCGUAAUAUACAAAUGCUUAGCUCUUAUUUGCUUGCCCAAAGUGAAGAAUCUCGAGGCGUAUUGUAUGGUGGUUGUCGGUUUGUGCCUAAUAUCCGUACAAUUCAAUCUUGGCUCGAACUCGCUUGGGGAAAGGGUUUCGAUACGCGGGGCUCGGAUGACUUCGAUAAGAAAAUUUAUGGCAAGAGAAAUUGGAUAGGGACCACUGAGUGUGCCGCACUUUUUCGGUCCUUUGGUCUUCGUGCAAGGAUAGUGGAUUUUUGCAGUAAAAAUUUCGAGUUUGGUGGUUUGGGAAGGAAAAAUAAGCAGGUUUAUGGCCCCAUGGACGUGUUCCUGUCCAGAGGGAAAAUGCGUUUGGAUAAAAGCUCUAAGCAUCAUGAUGUUUUGUCAGAGAAAGCAAAGUGUCAUCAGGUUCUUACUGAGUGGGUGUGGAAUUACUUUUCUGGCAGCAAUGCACGCAGAACAGAAAAUUGUCGUGUUGUUUUUAGUGAGAAAUCGCCAUUGUACUUCCAGCAUGAUGGCCACUCGAGAACUAUCGUAGGAAUUCAAGCCAAGCAUCUGAAAAAUAGGACGAAGCAGUACAACUUGUUAAUUUUAGAACCUUCUGAUAAAACCAGAGUUCUUGAAAAAUCUCUCAUUGAGAAGUCUGGAUGGCAGAAAUUCAUAAAGAGAGGUGUCCACACACUAAAAAAGCCACUGUAUCAGGUGUGUUAUGUUGAUCCUGGAAUUGCUCGUGGGGAAGAGUUGGAGAGGCUGAAGACCAUAAAUAGCUCCCGUUGCGAAUUUUAGACCAACAUAAUUGUGUAAUUCUAUUUCAUGGGUAAAUUGAUCUUCAUUCAACACAAUUUCAUUAACAGAACCGUGUUUCCAUAAGGAUUCAGGGAUUUUUGUUAGUAUCUUUAGGUUAGUACUUGUGCAGUUUAUCUGUCUGUGCACAUAAACUAGAAAGAUGUGCUGUUACAAGUUUGAAAUGGUGAAUUAAGUUAUUUAUUUAUUUUGCUUAGUCUCUGGAUUCGAAAGUAAAAUUUGUC
Molecule: messenger RNA, 1634 nt
Organism: Striga asiatica
Lineage: Eukaryota; Viridiplantae; Streptophyta; Magnoliopsida; Lamiales; Orobanchaceae
Source: the annotation of a GenBank genome assembly